AUGUCCAAGGACGACGGCUGCAAAGUCACGUCUGCCGGCAAGCACAAGGAGCGCAAACCCAAGAAGCCUCACUACAUCCCUCGUCCGUGGGGCAAGCCCUACAACUACAAGUGCUUCCAGUGCCCGUUCACCUGCAUGGAGAAGUCCCACCUCUACAACCACAUGAAGUACAGCCUGUGCAAGAACUCCCUGUCGCUGCUCAUCGAGUCCGAGUGGCCGUACAAGAAGGGCAACGGCGUCCUGCACCCGGACCAGCUGCGACCGUCGCACCAGGGUCUCCGCGGGCCCGGGAAAGACGCCCAGGACCGGGCGACUCGGGCCGAGGAGGGGCAGCAGAGGAGCGCGGAGGAGGACGGGGAAGAUCGGGAAAACCGGGCACAGGCAGAGGAGGGCCAGACGUCGGUGAAAGAGAAGUCUGAAAAAGGAGACGCCGCCGGCAAGGCAGAUUCUGAGUUGUUGGUGGCAGACAUGCUUUCUCUGGAGGACCAGCUCCUGCGAGCGCGCUCCGUGGAGGUAGAGGCCCAGUUGAAGCACUACAAGACCCUGUCCAAGACCUGCAUGGCAGCUCCCGGGUUGCUCUCAGAGCAGUGGCGGCUCCUGACCGCCAGCAAGGCCAAAAGCGAAGGCGCUCAGACCCGGGUGAACGCUUCAAUCCCGUGCUAUCCUCCGCCGCCAAACCUGGUGGAUUACCAGGAUCCGGCUGGCCUCAACCUUUCCGUGCUCGGGGUGGGCUAUCCCAUCGGCCCGAGUCUUUUCUCCUACGUGAAUUCCACGCUUCCCGCCGCUCAACCCCACACGCAGCUCGCCCAACUCCCCUUCCUGGCGUCGGCCGCCCAGCUGAUCCACCCGGCCUCCGGCAACCCCACGGACAGAACUCUCAUCCCCUCGCGGCUCUACUACCCGUUCCUGUGCGAGCACAGCGUCGGACCGGCCUCCAGUCAGACUGAUACGAGUAAAGGACACAAAACAUCCCCAAACACUCCUGAUACAUUUUCCUUGUCUGGCUUCCAGCCCAAAGUCAACUUGUGGAAAGUGCCCGCUCUCAGGCCCGGGGCUGGUACACUUUCCCCCGUCGGUCGGGCGUCACCUCAAGGAGGUUCUUCCGACCUUGCCUACAGGCCGGGGCAUAACGCUUCAGUCAAGGAAGAUAAAACCAGUUGGGGUCUCAAGCGGCUGGCCGGCCCCGUCGUAAACCACGACGGUCCCGUUGAAAAGAAGCCGACGGUGGCCUUCGCGUCGGACCCUCUGAAGAACAUCCGGACAAGUCCGACUCUAGAUGUGGCAUCGGAAAAGCUUCGUUCACAGAACUUUCACCGAAAGACAAGAUCGUCAGAAUCCUCGUACGCCGAUCGCCUCACCAGUCCAAAAAGCGAAGCGUUCUCUCCGGCGGCUUCCGCCGGGGGGCACGGCGGCCAGGACCAGACGACGGCGCGUCCCGAAGUGGGCGGGGCCUCGGAUUCCGUGGCUGCUCUCCUCAACGACCUGUCGAAAGCCUUACAGGAGUACCAGGAAGCGGAGCGCAACAUCUCCCACCUGGAGAAGGAAGACCUCCCCGUCCAGCACCACCUUUGGGAGCACCUGGGCAAAAUCCGGAACGAGCUUUCGCACAUCCACCAAGCGCUGGAGAGGACUGCUCGCCAGAGCGACGGCCCACUGGACCUUUCGUUCAAGAGAGAGUCCAACGACUCCAAGGACAACACGGCAGAGACGGACGAGGAGCGAGAAGAGGAGGAGGAGGAGGAGGAGGGCAGGGACGAAGAGGAGAGGAAAGCCGCGAGGGCCUCGCUGGAGACUCGAAAGCAGUCGCUGGACACGCUGAUCAAGAUGAGCAGCGCCGCGGCGUCGGCGGUGGCGGCCGAAGGCCUGGCCCCGGCGGCCUUGUGGCACAGCAGGACCACCAAGUGCGAAGCCGACUCCAGCGUGCUGCUGUGCCCCGACGGCAGGUCGGUCGUGUUCGCGGACAGGAGGACGACGUCCGCGCGGCGAGCGGAGGGGCGCUGCCCCCAAAGUCCAGUAACAGCCGCAGACAAUUAA
Molecule: messenger RNA, 2034 nt
Organism: Syngnathoides biaculeatus (alligator pipefish)
Lineage: Eukaryota; Metazoa; Chordata; Actinopteri; Syngnathiformes; Syngnathidae
Gene: prr35
Product: proline rich 35
Exons: 2
Coding region: 1-2034 (677 amino acids)
Source: RefSeq, a predicted model, not a curated record